AGUCCUCCUCAGAUCAUGAAUGAGAGCUCUGUGGUCCACAUCAACUGCAGCCACGAUGACGACACUUAUCCCAUUAUGCUCUGGUACCAGCAAAGGGAGGACCGCCGGGCUCUGGUCCUCAUUGGGUCCGGCUACGGGAUGGGUGACCGGAAGUACGAGGGUCAGUUUGAAGAGGAGUUCGAGAUGACGAGAAGGGACACGGUGACUGGAGCUCUGGUUGUUCGCAGGGCGAGCCCGUCGUCACACUCUGCUGUCUACUUCUGUGCAGCAGCCGCCAAGGCCGUGACGUUCCAGCAGGCUCGGGACAAAAUAGUCAAUGAGACGGACAGGGCAGUAAUUCAAUGCAGCCACGAUAACGACGACUUCUACGUGAUGCUCUGGUACCAGAAGGGAGGCGACGGGCAGCUGAGCUUGAUGGGACACAGCUACGACCGCAAUGCGCCCGAGUACGAGCCGCAGUUUAAGGAUAAAGUUGUGAUUUCAAGGGAAAACCGACAGACAGGAGCCCUGAUCCUUCGCAGUGUGAAUGUGUCAGACGCAGCUGUGUAUUUCUGCGCUGCCACUUACUUUGGAAGUGGAACCAAACUAACUGUUCUGGAACCAAACCGAACUAUUGAAGAGCCAAAGGUGAAACUUUUCCCGCCCUCUGAAAGAGAAUGUCAAAACAAACGCAAAAAGAAAAACAAAAAGACCUUGGUGUGUUUGGCCUUCGGUUUCUACCCAGACCAUGUCACCAUGUCCUGGCAGAUCAACGGGCAUGACGUCACAAACGGCGUGGCGACCGAACCCUCUGCCCGGCGCCAUGGUGACUAUUACAACAUCACAAGCCUUCUGAUGAUCCCGCUUGCACAUUGGUAUUCGCCCGGCACGAAUUUCACCUGCAUUGUUAACUUCUUCAACGGGGAGAAGAUUGUUCCCUAUCCCAAACACGUCAUAGGCGUUGACGGACCGGGAGCUCAACAAGUACGAGAAAAGUACAUGAGCAUCACGCAAAAUGCCAAGCUGUCCUACGUGGUGUUGAUCUUCAAGAGCUGCGUCUACGGGCUCUCCGUGGCGAUCUUGGGCUGGAUGAUUCAGGGUUCGCUUGGAAAACAGAACGACUGAGACGUGAGCUGAACACCUGCGCAGAUUCUCGUGGUUUGUGUGUUUUUAAGCGCGUUGCUUUCAAAUUUAAACAUGUGUCACUUAAAAGCUCCUCAAAAGUAUGAAUAGUCUUGUUGAUGCAUAACUAUGCUGCCUGUCUGUGCUUUAUGCUGAAUGAACAAUAAAACUGAUCCAGAAGAGAUGAAUGGCUCUGGUUA
Molecule: messenger RNA, 1301 nt
Organism: Mugil cephalus (flathead mullet)
Lineage: Eukaryota; Metazoa; Chordata; Actinopteri; Mugiliformes; Mugilidae
Product: T cell receptor beta chain MC.7.G5-like
Exons: 7
Coding region: 16-1104 (362 amino acids)
Biological process (GO): cell surface receptor signaling pathway
Cellular component (GO): plasma membrane
Source: RefSeq, a predicted model, not a curated record